Zea mays is the source of this 1516-nucleotide messenger RNA. RefSeq names its product Solute carrier family 40 member 3 chloroplastic. NCBI's taxonomy places the organism in Eukaryota, Viridiplantae, Streptophyta, Magnoliopsida, Poales, Poaceae. The transcript is spliced from 5 exons. Bases 168 to 950 code for a protein of 260 amino acids. Gene Ontology annotation, biological process: iron ion transmembrane transport. Gene Ontology annotation, molecular function: iron ion transmembrane transporter activity. Gene Ontology annotation, cellular component: membrane. The record is from RefSeq and is marked predicted.
CUUUUGUCCAAAUACCAUCCUGUGACCUGUUUAAAGAUUGCUAGUGGUCUAAUGAUAUGCAGUUUCCCUGUUCUGGUAAACCACAUUUAUCAUCACUCCUAAAACUUGAAUAUGGUAGCCAGAUGUAGCGUACUCACAAUGCUAUAUGGUAUUUCCAAUUUCAGGUCAUGUUGGGUCAACUAAUCAAUAGAGUUUCUUGCCAUGCACUUGAUUCCUCUAGAACUGCCACUGAUGAAUCUAUUUGUGCUGAUCUUUUAGAUGUACGCAGGAUAGUUCCAAAUAGCUUGAGGGCUAUCAAACAUGGAUGGAAUGAGUAUAAGCAGCAAACAGUUCUACCUGCAAGUGCAGCUACCGUGUUCCUAAAUUUCAAUGUUGCACUUGCUCCAGGUGCCAUAAUGACUGCAUUAUUGAUGCAUCGUGGUACCAGUCCAUCCAUUGUUGGUGCUUUCAGUGGAUUGUGCUCUAUCAUGGGCCUUGUUGCAACAUUCAUCUCCUCAAGCCUGGUGAAAAGAGUUGGAAUUCUAAAGGCGGGAGCUGCUGGAUUGAUAUUUCAAGCUUCACUCUUGUCAAUCGCGCUCACAGUGUAUUGGGCUGGUUCAAUUUCGCAAACGACACCUCUACUUAUAUUCCUAGCAUCCAUUGCAUUGUCGCGGUUGGGGCACAUGUCUUAUGAUGUUGUGGGGACUCAAAUUGUCCAGACAGGUGUUCCUGCUUCAAAAGCAAAUCUAAUUGGAGGAAUGGAGGUUUCAAUUGCAAGCCUUGCGGAGCUAGUCAUGCUUGCUAUGGCUAUAAUUGCGAAUGAUGUCUCCCAUUUCGGCUUCCUGGCGAUCCUGUCUGUGUCAUCAGUUGCUGGGGCAGCAUGGAUGUUCUGUCGGUGGUUAACAAAUCCAACAGAUGAGCAGAGGGAACUAUUCAUGGUUGAUCCCCUUUAUCAAGUUCAGGCAAUGUAAGUACUGGUUUUUGUAUCUUUGCUGUUACUUUAUUAGGAAAUCCGGGAUCAGAAGUUUUUGAACUUCUAAUUGACAAGGGAUAUUUGUAUGUCUCUCAAUCUUAUUCUUUGGCAGGAUAUUUGCAUCCCUGAUUUCCAGUUUAGCUAUUAUCUAAAUGGAAACUACUAUUAUUAAUGUCCAGACAUAAAAUAUUAAUCACUCGUAACGUAAUAAGAUGUUACCUCACGUUUUGCAGAUAGUGGAUGAGGCAGGAAACAACCAGGAAAACUGCAGGCGCCUACUUGCUGGUGGUGCUUGUUGGAUCUGCAAUACCGUUACGAUGAUACUAAGAUACAGUGUGACAUUUAGGUUCAAUACGGGAUACACUUAGGGUAGAAGCAUUUGCUCCUCGUGGCCUCAGCCAUGCGCAGAAUUCAAUUUGUAUACUCGUUCAUCUCCUCACCUGUACAACACAUAUUUGAUCUGUAUAAGUGUUACUUGUUAUAGCUGAUGUAGAACAACAUUAACAGCCAUCGGUAGCACACAGUCAAUGAAAUCUAACCCCCUCACCUUUCCUCUGAUGCUGC